This is a messenger RNA of Pan troglodytes (chimpanzee), 2464 nucleotides long. RefSeq names its product BSCL2 lipid droplet biogenesis associated, seipin (gene BSCL2). The transcript has 12 exons. The coding region runs from base 984 to 2372 and encodes 462 amino acids. The record is from RefSeq and is a predicted model, not a curated record. Gene Ontology annotation, cellular component: endoplasmic reticulum membrane. Gene Ontology annotation, biological process: lipid droplet organization; lipid storage. Lineage: Eukaryota; Metazoa; Chordata; Mammalia; Primates; Hominidae.
GAGACGGACAGGGCCGGGGGUGAACCCCCUGCCGCUAAUAUUUCCGCUCCAAAGGGAGCCUCUCCUUUCUUGGCAAAAUGUAGAAACCUAGAUUCCCUCGCAAGAUCCACGCGACCAGCGUCGGCCACGCUGUGCUUCCUGGGGUCCCCUUGUUUAGUGAUUCUUCGUUAUGGCCGCCCGUGUGCCUUCGACUCAAUCGGGAGGACACCGAAAUCCAGAUUUCGGGGUUGCAGGGCGCGGGCCCCGGCUUGGUUAGGGCAGGGGCAGCCAUUUUGAGACCAGAAGAGGGCGGAAGGGACCAUAUUGAGAACGCCGGUUGCCUGGGGGCCGCCAUUUUAAGAGAAGCCCUGUACGGUAAACUCCGUGAUGUGGGGGCUGCCAUGUUGGUACGGCCAUCUUGGAAUGGGAGCGGCUGUGGGCGCAGCCAUCUUAGGUAUAAAAUCGGCUCCAGUCGCGGUAACUGAAGCCAAGCUCCGCCCCUACCCUCCUAAGAGUUCCUCUGCUGUACGACUGCACUCCCGCACCCUCCCCUAAAUCCCCCCUCUUCGGCCUGUUUACCUUUUAACUUGGCUUCGUUGCACGUUUGUGUGUGUGUGUUUGCUCUUCGCAGCCUCUUGAGCGUCUUUUGUACUUAAUUCUUACACUGUGGACGCUCUCUCGCGCCCGCCAUCCCCCGACCCCUCUGAUCUCCGAUCCUUGACGAUGUCUAGCCUGCAUUGAUUGGCCCUGUUCCCUGGGUAUGGCAGAUCUGUUGCUUGAUGAUCCUCUCCCCCCAAGAAUUCUAACACAGGAGCUGUCCUGAGGCUCUGGAUGACUUUAUUCUUCAAAUGGUUUUACCCUCCCAGUAGCUCCAGGGACCCUCCAUUUUCCAUAUCCAGGAAAAUGUGAUGCGCCACAGGUAUCAGCGUCUGGAUCGCCACUUCACGUUUUAGCCACAAGUGACUCAGUGGAAGAUCCAGAGUCAACAGAGGCUCGUCAGGAAGAUGUCUACAGAAAAGGUAGACCAAAAGGAGGAAGCUGGGGAAAAAGAGGUGUGCGGAGACCAGAUCAAAGGACCGGACAAAGAGGAGGAACCACCAGCUGCUGCGUCCCAUGGCCAGGGGUGGCGUCCAGGUGGCAGAGCAGCUAGGAACGCAAGGCCUGAACCUGGGGCCAGACACCCUGCUCUCCCGGCCAUGGUCAACGACCCUCCAGUACCUGCCUUACUGUGGGCCCAGGAGGUGGGCCAAGUCUUGGCAGGCCGUGCCCGCAGGCUGCUGCUGCAGUUUGGGGUGCUCUUCUGCACCAUCCUCCUCUUGCUCUGGGUGUCUGUCUUCCUCUAUGGCUCCUUCUACUAUUCCUACAUGCCGACAGUCAGCCACCUCAGCCCUGUGCAUUUCUACUACAGGACUGACUGUGAUUCCUCCACCACCUCACUCUGCUCCUUCCCUGUUGCCAAUGUCUCGCUGACUAAGGGUGGACGUGAUCGGGUGCUGAUGUAUGGACAGCCGUAUCGUGUUACCUUAGAGCUUGAGCUGCCAGAGUCCCCUGUGAAUCAAGAUUUGGGCAUGUUCUUGGUCACCAUUUCCUGCUACACCAGAGGUGGCCGAAUCAUCUCCACUUCUUCGCGUUCGGUGAUGCUGCAUUACCGCUCAGACCUGCUCCAGAUGCUGGACACACUGGUCUUCUCUAGCCUCCUGCUAUUUGGCUUUGCAGAGCAGAAGCAGCUGCUGGAGGUGGAACUCUACGCAGACUAUAGAGAGAACUCGUAUGUGCCGACCACUGGAGCGAUCAUUGAGAUCCACAGCAAGCGCAUCCAGCUGUAUGGAGCCUACCUCCGCAUCCACGCGCACUUCACUGGGCUCAGAUACCUGCUAUACAACUUCCCGAUGACCUGCGCCUUCAUAGGUGUCGCCAGCAACUUCACCUUCCUCAGCGUCAUCGUGCUCUUCAGCUACAUGCAGUGGGUGUGGGGGGGCAUCUGGCCCCGACACCGCUUCUCUUUGCAGGUUAACAUCCGAAAAAGAGACAAUUCCCAGAAGGAAGUCCAACGAAGGAUCUCUGCUCAUCAGCCAGGGCCUGAAGGCCAGGAGGAGUCAACUCCACAAUCAGAUGUUACAGAGGAUGGUGAGAGCCCUGAAGAUCCCUCAGGGACAGAGGGUCAGCUGUCCGAGGAGGAGAAACCAGAUCAGCAGCCCCUGAGCGGAGAAGAGGAGCUAGAGCCUGAGGCCAGUGAUGGUUCAGGCUCCUGGGAAGAUGCAGCUUUGCUGACGGAGGCCAACCUGCCUGCUCCUGCUCCUGCUUCUGCUUCUGCCCCUGUCCUAGAGACUCUGGGCAGCUCUGAACCUGCUGGGGGUGCUCUCCGACAGCGCCCCACCUGCUCUAGUUCCUGAAGAAAAGGGGCAGACUCCUCACAUUCCAGCACUUUCCCACCUGACUCCUCUCCCCUUGUUUUUCCUUCAAUAAACUAUUUUGUGUCAGCUUC